GUCACAAGACAGAAUAGCGGCGAAACCGGCGUUCGUUGUUCUCUGUGUGUGAGAAACUGAUUCCACAUUUCCUGCGUGGCUCGUGGCUGGGGACUGAGGUGGACUGGGCCGGGUUUUUAGGAAACUUUCUUAGUUUGACCACGUUCCUAUAAAAUUUUACUUCCUGCUUCUCGUAUUUUCAUCGUGAUCUCAAAAGCAGGCGGAGAUGCUGCAGGAGGGCCAGAGGUUCUGCCUCAAAUGGAACAACUACCACAGCAGCCUGACGUCGCUGCUGGACACGCUACGUCAGAUGCACGAGCUGGUGGACGUGACGCUGUGCUGCCAGGGCCGGCAGCUGCGCGCCCACCGGCUCGUCCUCUCCGCCUGCAGCCCCUACUUCCGAGAGGUGCUCAAGCAACAUCCUGGAGAUCCUGUCUUCUUUUUUAAAGACGCCGAGUUCGAUGAUCUCGUAGCAAUAAUUGAAUUCAUCUACAGUGGUCAAGUGAAUGUGGACCAGACCAGAUUUACCUCAUUUUUGGCUGUGGCUGAAAUGCUCAAAAUCAAAGGGUUGGCGAAGGAUGCCUGCGUGGAGCAGGCUGAUCACCAGCUGGAGGCGACCGAUCUCAGUACGACCUCGUGCCCGCCGUCGCCGGAUCACGGCGGCGCCGGCGCGGCCGUCCGCUCGCCGGCCCCGUCCCCGCCGGCCAAGCGUCGCCGGCGUCCGUCCUCGCCGUCGGCGGCCGCUGCCGGCACCCUGAUGGACCUGUCGAUGCCCCCGCUGCCGCCGCCGCCGCCGCCGCCACCGGUGGCUCCCGUGGCGCCGGCACCGCUGCCGCCCCCGCCCCCGCCGCCGCAGCCGCAGCCGGCUGUCCCGGUUGCCGGGCCGCUGCCGCUGCUCACGGAGUCGGAUGCUGCGGAGGAGACUGUCAGUGAGGAUGACGAGGAGACGGGCCACGGAGACGCAGCCCACACGGGACACCAUCGCCGUAACGGAGUGGAGUCGUUUGAGGCCAACGGUGAUGACUCGCUGACCGAGCUGAUGGACAUCCAAGGGAGCUCCGGACUCGUAGAGAAGAAGUUCGUGUGCCGCGUCUGCUCGCGCACGUACGCCAAUCUGAUGACGUUCCGGCAGCACUUUGAGUCGCACAAGCUGAGCAUCCAGUGCUGGGUGUGCCGCAAGCUGUGCUCGCGCGUCACUAACCUCAACGCCCACCUGCGUAACAAGCACGGCGUGCACAUGAAGCAGUCAGAGCUGCGCCAAAUACUCAAAUACAUGGAGCAGAUGGGGGUGGCGGCCGUCUCUGAGGCCAUGUCUCACGGACAGCUGAUGGGCCGACUCCUGGCCGAGUCGCCGCCGCCGCCGCCCGCCGACGCUGCCGCCCCCGCUCCCGCCCACGCCGCGCCGCUCGCCGACCAUGUUCCAGCGGCGACCAACGACAACGGCCUGACGCCCGCCGUAGCAGACGCGUGAGUAGGCGCAGCAUUCAGUCCCACCGGUCGAUUCUAAGUCGUAUCACGAGCUCUGCGUGAGGCAGACAGACCAGCGAUCUUUGACAACUAGCUCACUUUGUUUUAGGUUAGUUUUAUACGCGACGUUUGGAUGCAAACGCACGUUUUUAGUUCCUUUUGGCGUGGAUAUUUGGAUGGCGGAGUUGACUCAAAGUAUGCGGAAUUGAGCUGGUCAGAUCAUGAACGCGUUGAUGAUGAAGUUGAUUUGAUUGAUGACGGAGUGGAGGCCGAUUGGGAUGUCAUGUCGCCAUCCUACGGGGGCUGUAAUGUCUCCUGUGACGGCAGUUGAUGCGGGAUUGUGUACCUCGUUCAUUGGACUCGAGACAGAUCUCGCAAGUGUGAAAACUUCUGGAUCUCUGCUUAGUUAAGUUGCGUGUAUUGUACUGGGUCGGCGUAAGUGCGGGACAAUGUGGCCAGCGUGGCUGUCACAAAGUUACCUCCUCGAUCAUAAGUGGUUCAGCGGGGUGCGCGGUGCCUGUAUUUUCCCCUGUAUAUCUGUAGUGCCUUACUGAGUGUUCUAUAUCUGUAGUGCCUUACCAAGUGGUCUUACACCAUGGUCUUACACUAUCCACCGGACGCAGACGGCUUCUCUGCGAACGCUCACUUGUAUAUUCCGCCGCCGGCGUCGGCGGCUGCCUUGCCUUGGGAACUAUCCGUGUCUUACGGCGCGUCCUUUGACGCGAUGGGUUGCUUCUCUUACGUGCGCUGCUGCAGCGGGAGUGUAUAUAGUGCGGUUUGUAUAGUGCUGUAGGUGUCCCACCAAGUGCGCGUGAAUGGCGUGCCUCUUGGCAGCCGCCGCCGAAUGACUGCGCGUGGCGCCGACUCAAAGCGUGCCCGAGGUGAGACUGAGGAGGAGACGGGAUCUCGGGUGCGCCAGCCUGGCGGGGACAGGAGGGUAGGGGGCGGGCGCCUUGCGUAAGCGGAAGUCAUAUCACAAACAAGCAUAUCGCAUCAGAUGUGUGCACAACAACGGGUGUUUAGUUUGUAAGGUUGUGGUCGCGCGGGCGGUCGAUUCCAGGGGUCCUCCGUCGGGUGUGUUGCCCGGACGGCCCCCGUGGGGUCGUCGUCACGCCGACCGUUUACUUAUUUACGGGAGAUUUUGCCAUACGCCGCCCUCCUGGGGGCGAGGCCGUAUCCGUGGAUCUCGAGUGGCUGGGCCUGCGACAGGCGAACGUUUGCUCAUUGUGGCGGGCCAGGAGGGUCGCCCGGUCUCAAACAGCAUUGUUUUUACCCAUAUCGCUGGUGUCAAUAUUUAUAUUUUACCUCUGAGAUUGAUGCCAAGUUGGACCGAUAAUCACUGUAAGCGGACGGGUGGAUCGCUAUGAUUUGACGACGGCGGCGCAUGCUCGGCCGCCACUGUCACCUGCGCCCGAUUUUGCUGAAUACACGGCUACGAGCUGGCUGAAGGGCCCAAUCCGGAAA
This is a messenger RNA of Amphibalanus amphitrite, 2910 nucleotides long. Its product is annotated as broad-complex core protein isoforms 1/2/3/4/5-like. Gene Ontology annotation, biological process: regulation of transcription by RNA polymerase II. The coding region runs from base 206 to 1450 and encodes 414 amino acids. Gene Ontology annotation, cellular component: nucleus. Lineage: Eukaryota; Metazoa; Arthropoda; Thecostraca; Balanomorpha; Balanidae. The transcript is spliced from 6 exons. The record is from RefSeq and is a predicted model, not a curated record. Gene Ontology annotation, molecular function: protein binding.